CCUCACUGAGAACGGGCUGCCAGUGCAACUUCUUCAUGAUUGAGAGCCUGCGUGCGCUCUAUUUGGGUGACAACGACCUCGAGUACCUGCCCCCCGACGUGAAGAUGCUGAAGAACCUGCAGAUCUUGGUGCUGCGGGAGAACGACCUGUUGGAUAUUCCCAAGGAGGUGGGCUCGCUGGCGCGCCUGCGCGAGCUGCACAUCCAGGGCAACCGGCUGACGGUGCUGCCGCCGGAGAUCGGCUUGGUGGACCUGUCGGGCAGCAAAUGUGUGCUGCGCAUGGACGACAAUCCGUGGGUGGUGCCGAUCGCCGACCAGCUGGAGCUCGGCGUCAACCACGUGAUCGACUACAUCCGCAGUGACACCUACCGGAUUCUGUACUCGCGCCACAUCUCCGCGGGCGCGCAGCCGGCGCCUCCCAAGGCGGACAAGAGCCGCAAGGUGUCCCGGCUGACGUUCGAGAAGUGAGCGGACGGAGUGAGACGUCACCUGUCGGCGGGCGGAGUGUGACGUCACCUGUCGGCGGACGGAGUGUGACGUCAGCCGGCCGGCGCAGACCAGCCGACCCGCUCGGACCCCGCCCACCGCUCCAGCCAACAGUAUUCAGCCGACCACUGCCGGGUCGCGGCUGACACGGCGACCCUGGAGCACCGUGUCAGCCGCGGCGCCCGUCGCCACCUGUGGCUCUGCUGCGCUUGCCGAGGGCCGCCGCUGUCCGGCGCCGCCGUCACAACACUAAAAGGAGUUGGCGUGGCCGUGUGUUAGUCCGUAAUGCAGCGCGUUUGGUGACGGUAGACCAGUGAGGAGGUAGAAGUCGCCGUGCGUUUUCUGACGGACUCGCGCUCGGGGACACGCCGUCGGCGUCCGGCUGGUUUCUUGUCAACCUGACCUUUCGCGGUGGCUUCUUGGGGAAGCGUGCGUCACAUGUAAUAUUUAUUAACGACUCAUCGUAACAUUAAUGACCAGCGAUGUUCAACUGUGUUCAGUUAACGGAUGGGAUGCGUGACGUAGCGUAAGGAAUCACGCGCUCACCUGUGAGAACCCCGCGUGAACUUCAGCACCUGCUCCGAGCUAUGUGGCGCUUGACUGGUGGUGAGCCUCCGCUUGUUUGGACCUUGCCCCCGUGGCUUGCCGGGCCGGAGGGUUCUGCGGAGUUGUAAAUCCGAUGAGAGCUGUACACGUCGGCGUCAAGUGCUCGGCGCUGCUGUUGGCGGUGUAACUGUCGCCCGAGCAGCCAUCUGUCCGCCAGAGUAAAGUCUGCGCGAGAUAUCUAGUCCAAAGGUGCUCCUAGCCGGGUGCGCCGGGCCUCCUUUGGGUCGAGUGUUUCCGCCGUGCGUGUCGUGUUCGAGACUAUCGCCGCCAGCCGGGCGGGCUUGCUUGCUGCCUGCGCCUGCACUGCUUCCACGUGUACAUAUGCAAUCGCCCGCCCCAUGCAACCGUAGUCGGAGCCUUGCCGCCUCUGAUAGGCAAUGCACUGAAGUAUGCACGAUGACUGGGCGGCUGUGAAGGGCCGCCGUUUGUGACGUGUUGGCGCGGGGCGCCGGCCGACGGCGGUCUCCUCCGCCGCCGCCGCCGCCGCCGCCGCCGCCGUGGCCGCCCGAAUCCAGCGGGGAAGGCGCUCUCGAGCCGGGCCGAGGUCGCACUUUCUGCGGCGGCGGCGACGCCUGCGCCGCCGCCGGACCGGCUGCGCCCGCGCGUGCGUGUGAGCGUAGUGCGAGCCGGCGCGUUAUACGAGACCCGCGGCCAACCCUGAGAGGGGGGCCAGGGCCAUCACUUCUAAUAUGCAAACGAAUGGCUGAAGUUGUGCCAAUGAACCAUGCAAUGGUCUUGUGCGCUGUGUGUUGUGCGGCCGGGUAUUGGCCGUUGUUACUGUCCGUUGACCGCCGGAAUUUUAUUCUGAUAACUGGUUGAGGUUUCGCCCGGAAAUGCACGAGACAAUUUGGUGCCGAACAUCGCUGUCGGUAUGUUUAGCCCUAUUUUUGCAUGUGACAUCUUUGGAAAUAUAAUUUUGUAAUGAAAUAUGUCACACCCAGCUCGGUAGCAUUCGACUCUAUGCAUACUCUGCCGUAUCCGGAGACACUCGGAAGCAGUAUGCACUGGCCGCGUUCAGAGUUUAAGGCACCCCUGUUUGCAGCGUUGCGUGUUUUGCGUGCUGUUUUGUGCUCGGUGUGCUAAGAUUGUGCGCGUGCUGUGUCAAUCCCACCUGCAGCUGGUAGAGCGGGGAUUCGGAUCAAACCGUUGAAUGUUAACAGUGUUUCAUAACCAAAAUGCUGUAGUACCGCGCCUUACGAAACUAAUUUGGAUGCAAACAUGUAACGAGCUAGUGUGAAUAAAAAUUAACACAAAA
Molecule: messenger RNA, 2346 nt
Organism: Pollicipes pollicipes
Lineage: Eukaryota; Metazoa; Arthropoda; Thecostraca; Pollicipedomorpha; Pollicipedidae
Product: ras suppressor protein 1
Exons: 5
Coding region: 36-467 (143 amino acids)
Cellular component (GO): cytoplasm
Molecular function (GO): protein binding
Source: RefSeq, a predicted model, not a curated record